Molecule: messenger RNA, 1671 nt
Organism: Aspergillus thermomutatus
Lineage: Eukaryota; Fungi; Ascomycota; Eurotiomycetes; Eurotiales; Aspergillaceae
Product: cytochrome P450
Exons: 4
Coding region: 1-1671 (556 amino acids)
Molecular function (GO): oxidoreductase activity, acting on paired donors, with incorporation or reduction of molecular oxygen; iron ion binding; heme binding
Source: RefSeq, a predicted model, not a curated record
AUGUUGAGCCUACCGCUAGAAUCCGACCAAGUUUUGGCCUUUAACAACGUCGACUGGUCGCUGGCAUCUGUCUUUAUUCACCUAACACUGUUUCUCGGCAGCAAAAUGCUUCUUGUGUGGACUGCAGCUAUUGUAGCCAUUACGUGGCUGGCAUCCGGGCUGAUCGUUCCAUCGUCCAAGACGAAACGCGGCCAAAAGCCCUUGCCUGGCCCACCAGGCAAACCACUAGUUGGAAACCUCUUUGGGAUACCCCCAUAUCAUUCUUGGCUCAAGUUCAAGGAAUGGGCCGACAGCUACGGCCCGGUCUUCCGCCUCAACCUCGCGGGCCGGCAACACGUCGUGUUGUCGACCGAGAAGGUUGCCAAUGAUCUCCUGCGCGAGCGAGGGACUUAUUAUUCGUCGCGCGAGUUCCUGCCAAUGGCAUCUGGAAUUGUCUCGCGCGAGAUGAGGCCAUUGCUUCUCCCGUACAAUGACCGAUGGCGCCGAGGUCGGAAGCUGAUGCAUCAGUUAACCAUGCCAUCGGCAGCCGACUCUUAUCAACCUGUCCAAGACUACGAGUCCAAGAAACUACUCGUGUCCCUGCUCGAGACACCUGGCAAGUACGACAAAUGGUUCGAGCUGUACGCCUCGGGAGUUGUUUUCCGGAUUGGAUUCAGCAAAUGGAUUGAAACUGGCGAGGAGCCCGCUGUCAAGAGAAUCAUCCAGGUCAACCAUAAUCUGGAGCGAGUCGCGUCCCCUGGAGCUUACCUGGUUGAUUCGAUGCCGUUUCUCAAUAGCUUGCCCGAAGUGCUGGCCCCCUUCAAGAGAGAGGGGCGAAAAUUGCACGAGGAAGAACUAAGUCUCUUCAGAGAACUGCAGUCUGACGUGCGGCGCGCAGUGGACAACGGCUCCGAAGCUCAGUCUUUCACACGCACCUUCCUCGAGAACAAGGACAGCUACCAGCUCUCCGAUGACGAAGGGGCCUACGUCAUUGGUACCUUGUUUGAGGCCGGAAGCGGCACAACAGCGGCGGCCAUGAUGUCGUACUGUCUCGCCAUGUGCCACUUCCCCGAAUGGCAGAAGAAGAUGCAGGACGAACUGGAUGAGCAGGUGGGUGAUCGCAUGCCCGAGUUCGAGGAUAUACCAAACCUGCCGACCGUGCGUGCUGUCAUCAAGGAGGUGUUGCGGUGGCGCCCAGUCACAGCAGGUGGAUUUCCUCACGAGCUGACCAAGGACGACGAGUACGAUGGGUUUUUCUUCAAGAAGGGCACCAUAUUCCAUCCUAACCAAUGGGCAAUUCACCGGGAUCCGGCAUUGUACCCCGACCCAGACAACUUCCGGCCGGACAGAUGGCUAGACCCAAAGUUCCCAACCACGUACAGAGAGCCGUUGUCCAAGUUUCCCAAUCUGCAGAACUUCAGCUGUUUCGGAUUCGGGCGUCGUAUCUGUCCAGGCCAGAACAUCGCCGAGCGGUCUCUGCACAUAUUGACGGCUCGGAUCGCCUGGGCAGGCAGCAUCGCCAGGAAGAGAGGCUCCGACGGGAACGAGCUGCCACUGCCAUUGUACGACUACACCAAAGGCUUCAACACCCAGCCAGAGCACUUUGAGUUUGACAUGGUUGCGCGAUCUCGGGCGCGGCAUGAAGCCAUCAAGGAAUCUCUGAGGGAAGCGAGGUCGCGACGCCCUGCGUAG